This is a messenger RNA of Durio zibethinus, 1094 nucleotides long. RefSeq lists its product as uncharacterized. Lineage: Eukaryota; Viridiplantae; Streptophyta; Magnoliopsida; Malvales; Malvaceae. The record is from RefSeq and is a predicted model, not a curated record. Gene Ontology annotation, cellular component: mitochondrion.
UCUAUAACACGAGGAAAUGCUCUCCGAUGAGUAUCUGUCCCCUGCGUUCCUACAUCACUGUCGACUCCGAGCUCUCUCUUCAGCUAACGCAGCUUUUCUUUUUGUUCCAUGGAUCGUUGGAGUGGUGUUUUAAAGGUUCAAUUGGACCCAAAUAGUAGGAAUUACUACAGAAUCGCUGUAUCUCUCUGCUUCUCAUCUGCCUCCAAGUCCCUAAUUGUGCCUUCAGCGAAUGCCAUAUUUUUCAAUGGAGAUAGAGUUGAAGGUACCAGGAAUCCAGUCGUUGAGAGACUAUCUGAUUUGCAAAAAAUAGCUCAAGUUUUAGUUUCCAAAUUUGGUGGUUCUAUUAAUGCUUGGGUUAUUGAGGCUUCCAUUUUCAAUGGGCCUUUUGCUGUUUAUAAGGAUUUUAUCCCAUCUGUGAAUAGAUAUGGGGAGCCUAAAUCAUAUGCCCCUGUUGGAUUCCCAGCUUCUACAUCAGUUUUCUCACUCCUAUCAAAUUGCCUUGAACAGGCAAAAAAUGUAAUUUCAAGUGGGCGGAGUAAAACCUAUUCCAUCUGUAUAUCUGCAUCACAACCCACAACUUUAAUUCUUGGGUUUAGCAAGGGUGGUACUGUAGUUAACCAGCUUGUCACUGAACUUGGAUCUGUGGAAGACAAACCCUCUGUAAGUCCCACCCAUGUAAGAGAACUGCCUGGGGUUAUGGAAUUAUCUGGAGUCCAAGAAGAGAUUCAAAUAAUUCCUAGGACUAAGGAAAGCCUAUUAAACAGUAUCACUGAGAUUCAUUAUGUGGAUGUGGGCUUAAACUCUUCUGGUGCAUACACCACUGACCAAAACGUGAUUAGAAGGAUAUCAAAACGCCUUGUAGAUGGAGCCCCUGGAAUUCGUUUUUUGCUUCAUGGAACUCCAAGGCAAUGGUGUGACAGCAGGCGAGCUUGGAUACGAGAUGAAAAGGAUAAAUUGUAUCAUUUGCUUGAAGCUGAAGCUAGAAGGAGUGGUGGGAAAUUAAAGGUGUGUGAGAGAUUUUAUUUUGCUGAUAGGUCUCCUGAUAUGCAAAUGCAUUUUGAAGUUAUUGAAAAGAUGGAUGUCAGUUGAUUGAA